Lycium ferocissimum is the source of this 2536-nucleotide messenger RNA. Its product is annotated as pentatricopeptide repeat-containing protein At5g59600. The transcript has 2 exons. Gene Ontology annotation, biological process: RNA modification. The record is from RefSeq and is a predicted model, not a curated record. Bases 56 to 1639 code for a protein of 527 amino acids. Gene Ontology annotation, molecular function: protein binding; RNA binding. Lineage: Eukaryota; Viridiplantae; Streptophyta; Magnoliopsida; Solanales; Solanaceae.
UCUGUCAAAAUGCAGUUAGUUUUACAGAACAACUAAUUAUCCAAAGCUGACCAAAAUGGUCAUUGGCGCCAAAGCAACCGAUAUAUACACAAAACUUCUUGAAUGUUAUACUCAAAAUGGCGCCUUACAAUUUGGCAAAGCAUUACAUGCACAUUUGGCCAUCAAUGGAUUGGUUAAUCGAACACAUUUCGCUUCAAAACUCAUUGCUCUUUACGUAGAAUGUAAGCACUUAUCCCAUGCACGUAAACUGUUCGACAAUAUUCCUAAAUCAGAUAUUCGACGUUGGAUUGUUCUCAUUGGUGCCUAUGCUCGUCGCGGGUUUUAUAACGAAGCAAUGGGUGUUUUCUCUGAAAUGCAAAGACAAGGAAAGAAGCCUAAUAAGUUUGUUUUGCCCAGUGUGCUUAAAGCCUGUGGACGAUUUAAUGAUUAUCGAUCAGGAGAGAUAUUGCACGGUGUGAUUUUAAAGAAUGAAUUUGAAUUCGAUACAUAUGUUGUUAGUGCAUUGAUAGAUAUGUACUCAAAAUGUGGUAGAGUUGAGAAGGCGAAGAGAGUGUUUUAUGGCGUGUCGGAUAAAGAUUUGGUGGCAUUGAACGCUUUGGUUUCGGGUUGUGUACAACAUGGGAUUGUAAAAGAAGCAUUGGAUUUGGUUGAGGAAAUGAAAGUUCAUGGUAUGAAGCCUAAUGUGGUGACAUACAACACUCUGAUCGCAGGGUUUUCACAAGCAGAUGAUCGAGCUAUGGUUUUUGAAGUUAUUGAAUUGAUGCAGGACAAUAGCCUCGAGCUAGAUGUAGUUUCUUGGACUAGUAUUAUUUCCGGACUCGUGCAAAAUUUUCAUAACAAGGAUGCUUUUGAUAUGUUUAAGCGAAUGUUGGAUGUUGGGAUGUGUCCGAGUUCAGCUACGGUCAGUAGUAUAUUGCCCGCUUGUGCAACUGUGGCGGACUUGAUGCGGGGUAAGGAGAUACACAGUUAUGCAGUAGUAAUGGGUAUCGAAAAGGACAUAUACGUAAGGAGUGCUCUCAUAGACAUGUAUGCAAAAUGUGGAUUUAUAUGUGAAGCGAAGCACUUAUUUUCUGAGACUCGUGAGAGAAAUACUGUAACAUGGAAUUCAAUGAUUUUUGGCUGCGCGAAUCACGGGUAUAGCAGUGAAACAAUUGGAUUAUUUGAUCAAAUGUUAAGAGAGGAAGAGACUAAACCCGAUCACUUGACUUUCGUAGCAGCUUUUACAGCGUGUAGUCAUGCUGGACUUGUGCAGUACGGAGAAAGUUUGUUUAAACUGAUGCAGGAAAAAUAUGCGAUUAAGCCAAGAUUGGAGCAUUUCGCGUGUAUGGUGGAUCUUUUAGGGAGAGCAGGGAAACUCGAUGAGGCUUACAAUUUGAUUCAGAGCAUGUCAAUUGAACCGGAUUUAUUCGUUUGGGGAGCGUUAUUAGGGGCAUGUAGGCAGCAUGGGAAUAUGGAUUUAGCAGCGGUUGCAGCUGAAAUGUUAGCUAAACUUGAACCUGAGAGCGCUGGGAGUAGUGUGUUGCUAUCAGGUUUAUAUGCUGAUGCAAGUAAGUGGGUAAAUGUCGCGAAGGUGAAAAGGGUGAUCAAGAAGAAGAAGCUGCAAAAGGUUCCUGGCUGUAGUUGGGUAGAAGUUGCAUAAGAGACAGAAGGCACGGGAAAUUUGGUAAACAACUUAAAGAUGCAAAAUGUAUCCCUAUGAAAUUGAGGUGAUCACCUUCAAAAUGAGAUAAAAGACUGAACCUUAACCAGAUUUCUGUCCUAUCACUGUUAGUAAACUUUUUGUACAGAUCAAUUGAAAAGCUUACGCAACCAGACGUGAACCACAGUUUUUCUCUGAGAGUUGGUUGACAACUCCACUUUUUUCUUUCAAGUUCUACAGGCAUUUAGUACUAGCACAGAAAUGAGACAUGGUGCUUCGUUCAAAGGUGGUUAACAACUACUGAAGCAAAUGUGAUCAUUCAAAUUCUGUCGCUUGCUGGUUCAAGAUGCUGAGAGCACACUAGCUGGUCAUAUGCCCAGGAUGAAGGUGAGCCUCGAGGGGGCGGUGUAGAGAAAUCCAAUGGUUGUUUUUUCACCCUAGGGAUAAGGUCUGCGUACACAUUACCCUCCCUAGACUCCACUUGUGCGACUAUACUGGGUAUGUUUUUGUAGUCAACAGAUACACCAAAGGAAAAAACAAUGCACCACUUAAUGAAGAAGCAGGCAGUUUGUUAUUGAACAAGGUUUAGAUUCAAGGUGAUCACAACCUAGUGUCCGCUGGAUUCAGGAUCUUAGUUGAGUCCAUUACCACCUUGAGUACCAGCUCGGUUUCCAAGGACGCUACAAAGUGCUGGAAAUGAAACAGUUUGUCGAGGAGAUACAGAUGGCAAACCCUUACAGAAAUCCCAUACACUUUGGGAUCAAUAAGUAAUAGCAUGCGCAAAGGAACUGGUUUAUACGGAAUACUAUGGAAGGGCACAAAAUCCUGGGAGGCUGUAUCUGAACGGGAGGUUGUAUGGUCUGAAAUCAGAAGCUAAAGGUUUCUUUGAGAUUAUAG